CUCUGAACACUAACCGACGGGAAAAAUGGCGUCGAAGAAAGUAGGGUCUGCCGUCAGUGCUCAUGUCUUCCAAAGCGGGAUUAAGAUAGCAAAACCAGUGGUCUCUCGUGAUAACUUAGAAGUCAAACAACGAGUGCUUCAAACUUUCACUGCCUGGUAUAUUGCAAUACCACGAUUUUUGACUACCGCCAACUUUGAUGCAACAGUCCCACAGGCCAGGCAAAUUCUCAAAGAGGAAUUUCGCAAAAAUAAGGAUGUGACUGAUUUGCGAGUAAUUGACACACUGCUUAUCCAGGCCCAGCAACAGUUUGAUGAUCUCCAUAAUGUAUACAGCCAACAUUACCAUAUAAAACAGUACUUUCGUAAGCAGGACAAAAGAGACUUUUUACAAAAAUUCUAUGAUGGAGAUAACAAAUGACAUUUCACUUCAUUUACCAAUAGACUUGGUGUUUUUUCGUUCAAGACAAAGUCCGUAUAUUAUUUUUGGUUGCUUUCAGUUCCUUUGGAAUUAUCAUUUGGACAGAGUUCUACAAUACCAAGUUCAGGAAUUUACAGAUCAACAGACAUUCAGACAUUCAAGAAAUGUUUGCCUGCAAAUAUCUUUUAGAACAUUAUGAUGGCAUACUGAAUGGUGUGUUGUUAACAAAUGUCACAUUAAGUUUGAAUGAGGAAAAAAAAAACAAAAACAGUUUUAGUGUUACUUGGAUUACUCACUUUUAUCAUUUAUUAGCUUUUGUUCAAUGACACAGAGCUUCGCUCAAAUAAAUGCUAACACUGUUAUGAGU
Lingula anatina is the source of this 785-nucleotide messenger RNA. RefSeq names its product NADH dehydrogenase [ubiquinone] 1 alpha subcomplex subunit 6. Lineage: Eukaryota; Metazoa; Brachiopoda; Lingulata; Lingulida; Lingulidae. Gene Ontology annotation, biological process: response to oxidative stress. The record is from RefSeq and is a predicted model, not a curated record. Gene Ontology annotation, cellular component: respiratory chain complex I.